GGAAGCUACAGCAGAGAAUCAGACAAGGAGGGAAGAGAGAGAGAGGUUGGAGAGGGAAAGAGAGAGAAAGAGACAAAGGAAGUGAGUGCGAGAGGAGACGGCUUAGCAUCCGAACUAUCUCUGGUGAACACCCCCAAGCCUGGCCUAGGGCAUGCCCCAGUUCACUUUCGCCUGCUUCUGUGGCCUCCACGGCUUCUGCAAGAUGAAGAGGAAGAAGGAGGAAGUUCACAGAGAGCGGGAAACGGCAGUGUGAGCAGGACCCGGGCCCCGUCUCCGGCCUCCUCCUCCGGCAGGUGCCAGGCCUGAAGGCACCCACUUCUGGCAGGACCUGCCCGGCCCUCCAGAGACGGAGAAGCCCCGGGGCGGCCCCGCGAGUGAAACUGCUUUCGGGCCUCCGAGGGCUGCAGGCACUUGGCUCAGGGUAACGCCUUGGCGGAGGGAUGCGCUACCUUGGGCGAGAACUGCUCCCGGAUCGGACACGGGCUACUCUGCCAGAGGACCACCCGGCAGCCUGGGCAGGGCGCAGGUGUAAGAUGAGCCCCCUCCAAACCCAGGAUGGAGUCUCUCCUGGGACCCCAGGACCGGAGGCAGCAGCCUCCACAGAGCAGCAUCCCUGAGAGAGGAGUCCUUUCCUGUCCCCUCCCAGUGUUCUCCUGGGCUGGGUGCAGCCAGGCCCAAGAAAGAAUAAAGACCUUUAAGUCGGGCUUCUCAGGACUAUUGACAGAACAAAUGGGAAUUUUCAGACUUACAAGGAGAGCAAGAUGCUACAAGACGGCAUAAUAUUACGAAAAAGAAUUAUUAUAUGAUUCCACUGUCUGAAAGAGACCAAGCUCCUAUCACACCAUGGUGGAUGUGAAGUGUCUGAGUGACUAUGAAUUACAGUAUGAACUUACUAAGCUUGGAUUUUCACCUGGACCCAUACUACCUUCCACCAGAAAAGUGUACGAAAAAAAGUUAGUGCAACUGUUGAUCUCACCUCCCUGUGCAUCACCUGGGAUGAAUGGACCUGAGGAGCUGGACAGAGCUCAGGAUGAUGACGACAGUGAAGAGACCCAAGACUUCCAUCACUAAACCACAAGCCCUAGAUGUCUACUGCCUGGCUUAUAAGCAUUCUGAGGGAAUAAGGUUACCUACAAGAGCAUCAAACACCAGAUUCAAAGGAUGGAGUAGCACCCGAGAGACAGAUUACUGCCCCGUGAACAGGAGUUUUGAGUGCGGGAGCCUAGAAAUUCUUCCGGCAGGCUUGAAGCUUGCUGUGCUUGGCAUCUUCGUCAUCGUGAUCUUUGUCUACGUAACGGUGGAAAGGAAGCCGUUCUUUGGCUGAGUGCUUUAGGAACAGAGCAAUGAGCGAGCCCCUGAGCCCUGCUGAGCCCUCCGGCUGCAGGAAAGAACAGAGACUGCUCCAUUGGGGAUGCCCCGCCCCAUAACCAGCUUGCUUGCUGCUCUGUGCGCUCACAGAUCCAUACCCAGGCUCAUAAUUUCAAAGCCGAAGGGGCCUUCCGUGCUGUCUAGUUCACCAGUCAUGUUUCAAGAGGAGGAAAUGGGCCAGGGAGGUAGAGGGAAAUGCCAAAAGUCACAACGAAUUGUAACCAGCAUCCACGGUGGCAGGAAUGAGGGAGAGAACAAGGUGCUCUUGUCGAAGAGCUCGAGGAUAGGGAAUUCCCUGUGUCGUGCUGGCCAUCAUUAAAAGCACUGCCACAUUUGAGCGUACUUCUGAAAAGAAAACCAUGCCUGGUGUUUUCCUUUUGAACUACGGUGGUAAGCCCAUAGGUCCCACUUUACUCCCUCUUCCAGUGGUAUAGUCAA
Ailuropoda melanoleuca (giant panda) is the source of this 1806-nucleotide messenger RNA. It is a transcript of the gene LEMD1, whose product is annotated as LEM domain containing 1. Bases 844 to 1071 code for a protein of 75 amino acids. The transcript has 7 exons. NCBI's taxonomy places the organism in Eukaryota, Metazoa, Chordata, Mammalia, Carnivora, Ursidae. The record is from RefSeq and is a predicted model, not a curated record.